AGCGACCGGCGACUGGUCGAGAACAUCACAUUCACGCCGAUGACGGUCGAGUCUACACUCACGGUCCAACGCCACAUACCUGCGUAACAUCGCGUUCACCGGCAGCCGUGUGCACUACCACGGUAACAGGAGAUCCGAGUUCGCAGUAUCAACAACCAUGUGUUCAGCAACGUCUUUGGUCCGCGUCUUCGGCCUGGCCGCCGUUUUCGGUGGUGCUGCGUCCGCCGUGCAGCAGCAGCGGGAAGACAUCGCGGUUGGAGGGCUCGGCACGGUUCUGUGGACGGUGCUGGACGAUUGUUUCGGUGACGGUGGCGACGAGACGGCCGUGGUGUGCCUCAAGUCUAAAGCGCUGACCGCCCUGGACCGAGCUCUCAGCAAGCCCACCGUGACGGUCGCCGACGGUCUGGUGCUGUCGGCCCGUGCCGGAAAGUCCCUGACGAUCGACCCGCAGGCGGAGAAGGCCGACCGUGAAGCGUUGGCCGCCGUCAAGGAUUCAGACCGCAAGAGCGCUAUGUUGGACGACAUGCUGGCCGUCCGAAUGGAAAGGCUCAUGUCCUCCAGAAGCAUCGUACUGGACGGACCGACCGAUCAGGAAGGCCGUAAGAAGAAAGAUAAAGGUAUGCAACAAGCUAUGAUGAUGGCUGGUAUGGCAGCGGCUGCGGUCAUGGGUCCGAUGAUGAUAAAAUUGAUCAUGUUGUUGAGCGUUAAAGCUUUGCUGCUCAGCAAAAUCGCUCUGCUUUUGUCGGGUAUCAUAGCGCUCAAGAAACUUUUCCAACCACAAAAAGGCGGUGGUAAAGAAUCCGAGUCUCAUGAACACUGGGGCCGCAGUAUGAAACUUGAUGCUCACGACAUGGCGUACUCAAGUCAAAAGCAAGAACUUACCCGAUCGAGCACACGUUCAACAGCACCAGCCAUGUAUUCGUCAGUAGUUUAUUUUCAACGCGCCUUCGUUCUCGUCGCCAUUUCCGGUCUCGCGUCUUCUAUACCCUUACAGCUGCAGCAGCACUCAGAAGAUGGAGGUGGUGCCGCUACGGCUGGAGGACUGGGUACGGUCCUGUGGUCGGUGUUGGAAGACUGCUUGGCCGGCGACGAAUCGGCCGAACCAGCCGCUGUGUGCCUCAAGUCCAAAGCGUUGACAGCUCUGGACCGAGCCCUUAGCAAGCCCACCGUGACGGUCGCCGACGGUCUGGUGUUAUCGGCCCGCGCCGGCAAGUCUCUGAUGUUCGACUCGCAAGCAGAGAAGGCCGACCGUGCGGCUCUAGAUGCGGCCAAGGAUUCGGACCACAAGAAUGCCAUGUUGGACGACAUGCUGGCCUCCCGGAUUGACAGGCUCAUGUCCUCCAGGAGCAUCGUACUAGAAGAACCUGCUGGCGAAGAAGGUCGUGGUAAGAAGAAAGACAAGGGCAUGAAACAAGCAAUGAUGAUGGCUGGUAUGAUGGCUGCUGCAGUUAUGGGACCGAUGGCGAUGAAAAUGAUUGGUUUGAUCGCCAUGAAAGCACUAAUAGUCGCAAAAAUUGCUCUGGUCCUGUCCGGUAUUAUAGCACUAAAGAAACUCCUUCAGUCACAACAAAGCAGUGGAGACAGUGGUCACGAGUCCGAGACAGUGUCUCAUCAUUAUGCACGAAGCAUGUCACUUGAAGCUCACGACAUGGCUUACUCGGGCCAAAAGCAAUAAACUUUCAUUAAAUGAAAAUAUUAUUAUUUAUUUAUUUAAGUCAUAUAAUGACUACCGUCUUGUCAUUAAAUUAUUGUUCGA
Messenger RNA from Sipha flava (yellow sugarcane aphid), 1756 nucleotides. RefSeq lists its product as uncharacterized. Lineage: Eukaryota; Metazoa; Arthropoda; Insecta; Hemiptera; Aphididae. Bases 158 to 1675 code for a protein of 505 amino acids. The record is from RefSeq and is a predicted model, not a curated record. The transcript has 4 exons.